Messenger RNA from Tachysurus vachellii, 3139 nucleotides. RefSeq names its product NOTCH regulated ankyrin repeat protein b (gene nrarpb). The transcript is spliced from 2 exons. NCBI's taxonomy places the organism in Eukaryota, Metazoa, Chordata, Actinopteri, Siluriformes, Bagridae. The record is from RefSeq and is a predicted model, not a curated record. The coding region runs from base 467 to 802 and encodes 111 amino acids. Gene Ontology annotation, molecular function: protein binding; enzyme inhibitor activity; phosphatase regulator activity. Gene Ontology annotation, cellular component: cytoplasm.
CAGAGGGAGUUAGAGGAAGAUCAGCUCAAGCUGAGGAGCUCCACACUGCACACACAGGAGCAGGAGCAGGAGCAGGCGCAGGCUGGCCGCGGGGUAAAACCUCUCAAUGCGUACACACACUUAAGGUAAUCACAACAAUUUGAUGAUCGGGUCGGAAUGCUGGACUCUGCUAUGGGCUGCUGAAGGAGCCGACGCUUGCUGGAUAGUCUGAUGAAACUCAUCUGAUGAAUUGUAGUCGAAGGACAGAUUUCUGAAACAUUUGCAUCUGUUUUCUGAACACAUAUAAGUGUUAAAAAAAACUUUGGGGUCUUCCUACCGACCAAGUUGCAGGGACACUGCGGAUUAUACGUUCAUCCAAAAAAAAAAAAGUAAGAAGAAGAAGAACAAGAGGCGAGAGCACACAAGGAAGGUAACUGGUUCCGGUCAGUUUCCGGUCUGUUUCCGGUGAGGUUUACCUGCUGAGAGCAUGAGCCAGGCGGACGUGAGCUGCUCGGCGCGUCAACGCGUCUUCCAGGAAGCCUUGCGCAAAGGCAACACGGCGGAGCUGCACUCUUUGCUGCGCGGCAUGACCAACUGCGAGUUCAACGUGAACUCGUUUGGGCCCGAGGGUCAGACUGCGCUGCACCAGUCCGUCAUUGACGGAAACCUCGAGCUCGUCAAGUUGUUGGUGAAGUUCGGCGCUGAUGUGCGCUUGGCAAACCGGGAUGGCUGGAGCGCGCUGCACAUGGCGGCUUUCGGAGGCCACCAGGACAUCGCUCUCUACCUCAUCACGAGGGCCAAGUACUCAUCCGGAGCACUCUGAGAGAAAGAAGAACAUGCAGAGAAAAGCCGGACAUUAGAGCAGGUUUCACUUAAACCUGGUCCUGGAGUGAAGCCCUAAUCUAGAGCCAUGCGAUAAAUCGCUCUAGAUUAGGGCUUCAUAUGCAAUCCUAGCUUUUGCCCAGUUCGGAUUAACCGUUUAUACGCUGAUCUAAACAAAAAAAUCGAAUCUAGCUACUAUGAAAGCAUGCAGAAUAUCAAGCAAUGAUAAUUUGGUAACUCUAAAUAUAUAUAUAUAUGUCAACGCCAUUACAACAGAUGAAUCUAUCAGAUGGUUAUUUUAAUCUGAGCAGCAUCUGGUAAGGCCGGAUGCAGCAUUCAAAUGAAAACUUUAGAAAGUCACUAAACCAUCUUGUGCCAUCAUAAACCAAGAUAAACCAUGUCAGAUCAGUGAUUCCCCAAUGUGUGUUUUAUUUUUUUUAUUUUUUUUAAAUCUAUUGUGAUUACAAAAUAUAGCAAUAUGUGUUUUUUUCAAUAUCAUGGAGUCUUACCCUGCACAUUUGUGUUCUCUCUGCUCUGCUGCACUCAUUUUAACCUCAUUACGGCUCUUUCAAUAGCUGGUGAGCUGAGUCGGGUGUGAAUACACACCAAAACAUGCAGUUCCUGAAAACACCAGGACCAGGAUUGUGAAACUGCCAUAAGUUUAUCGCAUUUGACAACUUUUUGUGCCAAAGUCAAAGACCGAUUAUUGGUGAUGUGGUGUGGCAUGGAUUCAAGUCCAAAAUGCAGACGGUGUUGGGUUGGUACAAUGUCAAAGAUGUGGUUUGUGAACAAUGAAUACAGUUUAUAUUAUCCAUUUAAACAGUGCAUGAUUAUAGAUUACCUUCUGAUUAUAUUCUACUCACAGAUUGCUGACACUGAGAUACAAUGACAUAGCUGGAUUGAUAUCUACAUUUUAAACAGGUUCUUUCCUUUUUUUAUGGCAGGAAUGGUUAUUAGUUGAUUUGAUGCAUAAAGGUUUAUGACUUUGUCAGGAUUCUUACCUCAAAAUUAGUGUGAAGGUAUUCACACAGUAAAAAGUUCAGGAUCUCCAGCGAAAUAUGCAUUUGUUCCAUGGUUUUAAAAGGCAAUGGAAGCCUCAGCUUAUAAAACAAUAUACACUUCUGAUAUAUUUUUUAACAUUUUUGGACAUGCCUAAAUUUCAUACAAAAUAAAUACAAUUAUAUCACAUUUAAAUUCACGCCAAUGGGAGAUUUAAUGGCUUAAGCUACCUAAUUGUGAAAUGAGGAACGUCUAGAUCUUUUCUGGGCCAAGCCUGUCACCAUUAUUGUUUUAACCUGUAUUCAUUUUUGGCUGCUCACUCAAUGUAACUUAUUAGCUUCAACCUUAUGAAGUUGAGCAGAUUCACAGAAUCAUGCUGUAUUAUGGAUGUCUAUACAAUGCACUGCAUAUUGAAGGCCUGUCUUUUGCCCAAUUUCACUGCCAAUGCUGGAAAACUGUUUAAAGGGUUGUGAGAAAACACUGAUUAAGUAUCAUUCAAAGCCAGAAUAGAAAUAUGCAUCAUUUAUACUUGAGAAUGUUUUAAACUAUUGCACUGAUGGCUGUUUUAUGAACAGUUGGUGUCACAACCAACUUUGAAAGAUACUAUUUUUCUAAAUGGAAAAAAAAAAUCAUAUUGUAUGGAAGCUCCACGAUAGAUUAGUCUUCUCUCACUUUUGGCAAAGACCUUUAAAUGUCUGUAGAUGUUGAAUUUAGAACUUUGUAAAGCACUUUACUUGGUGUUCCUCCUUGCACAAUAUGAAACACAUGUCACAGAAACGUGACAUUGUUUAAAUAUCUGAGCAAUUUCAACAUCGGAUAAGCGGUAGAAAAAGAGUGAGUGAGUGAGCAAUUUCAACACUCAAUGUGAUGAUUUCUUUUCAUGGAAGAACAUUCAGGUAAAGUGUUCAAUAAUUCUUGGAGCACUUCUUCAUAGAAGUCCCGUCCUCCUCUUUUUAAGGGGGGCGUUACAUGGUAAAAUCAGUGUAGCGCAACGUUACACAAUGCACAAGUCUUUACUUGAUAAUGCCAUAACAUUUAUGACAUGAGAGUAAAAAAUACCAUCCUUGGUUGAGAUAAAUGUCAAAUGACUGUGAUAUUAUUGGACCAACUUUUUUGGGAUUCUUAUUUUCUGCAAAGAGAAGUUCAGAAAAAGAGACCAAACCACUGAUCUCUUGUUAUGCUUUUGUGGAUUGUUUGUUUUUGUUGUUUUCUGUCUGUUUAGAAGGUUUGUUCUUAAUGUUUUAAAUGGUGUAAGUGGACAUUUUGAAAGAUAUUACAUGUUGUAUUUGUAUCUUUGUACAAAAGCCUUUUUAAAAUAUUAAAUUCUGCUUUUUUAAAA